Sorghum bicolor (sorghum) is the source of this 838-nucleotide messenger RNA. Its product is annotated as H/ACA ribonucleoprotein complex subunit 2-like protein. Gene Ontology annotation, molecular function: box H/ACA snoRNA binding. The transcript is spliced from 4 exons. Gene Ontology annotation, biological process: rRNA pseudouridine synthesis; snRNA pseudouridine synthesis. The record is from RefSeq and is a predicted model, not a curated record. The coding region runs from base 126 to 578 and encodes 150 amino acids. Lineage: Eukaryota; Viridiplantae; Streptophyta; Magnoliopsida; Poales; Poaceae. Gene Ontology annotation, cellular component: box H/ACA snoRNP complex; nucleolus.
ACCAGCGACAGGCAGCGGCGCAUAAACCCUGCCCCAAAACCCUAGCCGCCGUUCCUAUCAAAGCGCACGAGCUCACAGGUCGACGGCGGCGGCGGCAGCGAGGAGGACGAAACUGCAGUCGUGCGAUGGGUAGCGACACAGAGGCCGAGCAAAAGAGGGCGCCGGUGGCCCUGGCACCCAUCGCGAAGCCGCUCGCCGGCAAGAAGCUCUGCAAGCGAACCCUCAAGCUCGUCCGCCGAGCCUCUGAGGCCAAAUGCUUGAAGCGAGGAGUCAAGGAGGUCGUUAAGAGUAUUCGGCGGGGAAACAAGGGACUGUGUGUGAUUGCUGGCAACAUUUCUCCAAUCGAUGUAAUAACUCAUGUUCCGAUACUCUGUGAAGAAGCCAAUAUUCCUUAUGUAUAUGUUCCUUCAAAAGAGGAUCUUGCAACUGCUGGCACCACCAAAAGGCCUACCUGUUGCGUGCUGGUGCUGACGAAGCCAGCCAAGGGGGAGCUCGAGGGCGAGGUCAUGGAGAAACUCAAGACGGACUACGACCAGGUCAUGUCUGAAGUCGCUGAGGUCACGUCGGCGAUGUUCUAAGCACCCACGGGGCGAACAGAAGCGCCGAGCCCAUGUUUUUCAUCAUCACGAACAUGGCCCUGUCUGUACAAUGCCACUGUGACCCCUCAGCUAGAUUAUCACUCGCCGUACUGGACAAACAAACCGAUCUACGUAAUCGAGUUUUUUUUUUGGCUAUGAAAUUGAUUAGUGAAACAUUCUGUUGGAAAUUGCCAGCUCUUAGCAAGCUUGCAGCAUCUGUUUACCUUUGUUGUUUUAUUAGUGCGAUAUUCCACUGCAAA